AUUGCAGGGCUCAACACCUUUCACAGCCCCAUACUCCUUGGACGUCAUAUCCAACCCCUCUACCCCGGUCCGCGAGCGCUCUUCGCUACACUUACACACAAGACACACAACAUGUGUGACUACACUCAACGAGAGUACUCCUGCGGCCACUUCCGGUGGAUCGCCUCCAAGUGGUGCCGGGACUACACCAUCACGCACAAGAGGUGUCAGCCGAACGUCACCCACUUUGAGUACAGGGCCGAGGAACUCUGCGGCGAGUGCAAGCCGAAGGAGUACCCGCCAUGGGAGUACCUGAUCAAGCGCCCCCAGCAGCGGACCUACUAAAUGGUCCAACCCCGUUGGGGAGAUGGGAGAGAAGGUGAACCGCACCCGAGCGACAAGAUGUGGAGGGCAUGGCAGAGGGGAAUAGGGGACUCCCUGGCAGGCGGCAACCGGCCUUGCCGCACCAAAAAGACGCGUCGAGCCUACGGCACGCCAGACCGAU
Messenger RNA from Chaetomium strumarium, 484 nucleotides. RefSeq lists its product as uncharacterized. The coding region runs from base 112 to 324 and encodes 70 amino acids. The transcript is spliced from 2 exons. Lineage: Eukaryota; Fungi; Ascomycota; Sordariomycetes; Sordariales; Chaetomiaceae. The record is from RefSeq and is a predicted model, not a curated record.